GAUCUGACAUUAAGUGAACACCCAUGGAGGAGCAGCAAGAGUGGGACACCCACAACGAAAUAUCCCUGAAACGCCGUCGAGGUCCGAAACGAAUCUACGAUGUGGAUAAAAUUUGGGCUGUGUUGACUGAAUACAAGGAUGAAAUAAUUGAUUAUCAGACAGGCCAGGUCAGAACAUUUCGAUCGAUUCCACAUGUUUGGACAAAAAUGGCCUUCAAAUUGGAGAAAAUGGGACAAAAUAAAUCUGCAGAAUCCCUUUACACAUAUGUGUCAUGCAAUCAAGACGAUAUUCGUGUUCACUUAAAUCCCAGCUAUGAGAAAUACAAGAGAAGUGAUAAAAUACUACUAGUAGAAGAAUCCGAGGAUUCAUUAUCACGUUCCGUAGUGCAAGAGCGUUCAAAGGUGAAAAAUGCCAUUGAAUUCACAGGCGCAAUUCCUCUUUCGGAGUUCAAAGCCCUUGUAACAGAGCGUUCCACUUAUCUGAGGGAUCGAAGGACCGGCGAUAUUUCGACACGUUACCGAAUGAAAUGUCUCCCAGACAGAUAUCAACGCAGAUUGAUGGAUUUGAUGUGGGAGCAUGGUCGGAGCAGACAUGCGUUCAUGUUCGGCAAUCAUGACGUUAAUAAAGAUGUGACUUCCGGACAUUUUACGGGGACUUGCAACUGUGGAGCAAUUUUAAACUGCUAUAUGUGCGAAAAAAACAACCUGGCAUCUUUUCGAUUCGAGAUCCAAGGAGGAGAUUCACAAUUAGAUUGUGGCAAACGCCCCGUGUGAGGAGAGAUUCGAAAAGAAUUUGGCGAAAGAUUGAAAGACCUUGUUCCUCAUGUGCUCCGAAUGCAAAUGGUCAAUCAACUCAUGGAAGACGGUGACUCAGAGCCUCCACAACUUCCUUCAUCACCAGUCUUGAGAAUGAUCAAGCAUCAGACCCUAGCAGCUGAUCGUCUACACCUAGAUCCUGUCAAGGCGCUCCAAAUUCUGAAGGCGAGAGAAAUGAAAAACGAAAUUUUCACCAUAAGAUGCGAUCCAUUUUAUAUUAAUUAUUCUACUGAGUUGCAGCAAAAGAUUCAUCGUCGAAUUGCCAACAAAGGUAAUUUCUCUCUCAAGAUCGAUGCCACAUCGGGAAUAACUCGAACAUUUAGAAGAAUUGACACUCAUCACACAGGACCAAUUCACCUUUUUUCUGCUGUAACACAGACUCCCAGUGGUCAGCAAAUCGCCUUGGGCCAAAUGUUGACUGAGUCUCAGGCUGCUACGAGCAUUGACGAAUGGUUGACCGAGUGGUUGGGUACACAAAAGUUGCCGUUCCCUAAAGAGGUUGUGACAGAUGAAGGCCUGGGACUGCUUGUUGGGUGCAUUCGGGCUUUCACUGGGUACAAAACUGUUAAUAGUUACGCCGAUGCUCUUUUUGAUAUCAGUGAUACCAAUCGACUUCCAGCCUGUUACAUUAGGCUUGACGUUGCCCAUUUUCUCAAAACUUAUGUAGCAAUGUUAAAAAAUUCUAAUAAGUCGUUGGGAAAAUACUACAAAGGAGGUAUUGCAAAAUUAAUUAUGGCACGUAACAAGGAAAAUGCAGAGAUUAUUCUUCGGAAUCUUCUGAUUAUUGCUCAGAGUCCAACAUGUGGAAUGACCGUGGAGGGUUUUCCCUCAUUAUGUUCUCAUGCAAAAGAGAAAAUGGAGAAGAUUUUCACUCACCAUAAUUUCGAGAACUUAACAUUUCCAUCUAAUAGAACAGAGACUGAUGCGGAGGUUUCAACCUCCCCAAAUGCACGAUCAAAAGCAGUUCAGCCUAGUUUGUGGAAAGAUUGGGCUCUGGAAAUCAAUGGAAAAAUUUUGGAACAGAUUGAGUGUGUUGCUGGAACGAUAACAAAUGAGCUUUACUGCCCAGAUUUUUCCAAAAAACUUCUCAGUGAUAUUAAAUGGCUGCCGUUAUGGAGUUGCAUAUGCAGAGAUGAGUUCGGUUUUGGAAGAGUCCCAGCUUCAAGUGCUGCCGUGGAAAGUAGUUUUAAUAUAAUUAAAACCUGGCUCCUCGCUAAAAUGAAAUCUCCCAGACCGGAUUUGUUCAUCACGCUCCAUAAACAUUAUUUGGAUGCUCAAUCUAUCCUGGUAGGCACUAAGAUGGACAAUCAUAUAAAAGGACGAGACGAAAGCGAAAAUCGGGAUCUGCAAUUCGAAGUCGCAGAAAUAAGUCACGAACAACAGACUGAAGAGAUUGGUUCUGACCUGACAGGCGAUGAGGGAGGGCUUCCUGGUGAGCAGCCAAUUUAUCACAGUUCGCCAGUAUCAUCAGAUAAUCGUGGAAAUUUCAAUGUCGAAGAAUGUCUAAUAUGUGCUGCAGGCCAUUUGCCGACUGGAGGGCACAAAUGCGAGAAAUGUAAUCUUCCUGUUCACAUCAUCCCACCGUGCUCUGUUUCUAUUGGUGAUGAAGAGGGAUAUGGGGAGAAACGUCUCUGUAAUGGUUGCAAUAGUAAAAGAGAGAAAGCAACCACUCGACUUUGCCGCGAUGGUCAAGAGACAGGAGAUUCGAAAACUGUAUCAGGGAAGAGGAAUUUCUCAUAUUUGAAGAAGACUUAUCCACCUGAUUUUUUUACUCCGAAGAAAACGUUAGAUACAAUUCCAGUGUUAAAAAAGGGGAAUGAUCCAUCAUUGCGUGCCAUUCGCGUAAGAGGCAAACGUAUUAACUUAACGAAUACAGACAUUUUUGAUGCGUUGUUCCACGCACUUUUAACUAUGGCUUUCGAUCUUCCUGAUUUUAUACAAUACCUCGAGCAGCACCGAAAUCACAAUGCCCUUUUUAGAAUGAUUCACUAUGUUUAUACAUCAAAACGAAUUAGUCAGACUACUUAUGUCAAAAGAUAUCAUGUCCUAGCGCCACAUUUAUUUAAUGAGACACUUGGACACCAUGAGGUUGAUUGCGUUGUCAUGAAUUGUGAAUCUGACGCAGGUGAAAUUUGUGAAAAAUUGAUGGAGUCUCUAUCCCUUCUUGAGAGAACAGUCAUUUGUGAUGGCGGAUGUUCACCGAUUACGCUACAACCCUGUGUAUUGAAAGUAUAUCUCGACAAACUGAUUCGACUCAACUCUGAUUUUUUACCACUACAAGAAGAUAUUGAAGAAGUCCAGACAAUCAAGUGUCCACAUUCAUGCUCAAGAGACGCAAGUUCCACCAUCGCCAUAAAGGCUCCACUCAUUCUAAUUCAAACAAUUCUUAGCUCAGCAAAUCAACAACAGAAAAUAAAACUGCAUCAAAUUCCUAAGCAAGUUAACGUGUUGAAUAUGGAGAAACAGUUAUUCCUUCGAGGCAUCGUAGAUUCUGAGGCUCUGGAGGAUUCGCCAGUGGCUAUACGAUCUCAAAGGUUGAUAAAAUUCAUCAAUGGGAAAUGUUCUGCACAUGUGUUACGAAACAACUCGUGGUUUACGAUACAGGGCGGUGAAAAGACACGUCUUUGUCGCGCAGACAAGACCGUUCUUCCAGUGCUUGUCAUAUACUCACAGGGGGGGAAAGAUGAGAAAUAAUGGAUUAUGAAUGGACAGUUUUCCACUCUGAAUAGAGCUUAUCGUAUUUACUUGUAUUCUAUUUUCCAUGUAUACCUUCCUGUUCAUCGCAU
Fopius arisanus is the source of this 3601-nucleotide messenger RNA. RefSeq lists its product as uncharacterized. Bases 834 to 3509 code for a protein of 891 amino acids. NCBI's taxonomy places the organism in Eukaryota, Metazoa, Arthropoda, Insecta, Hymenoptera, Braconidae. The record is from RefSeq and is a predicted model, not a curated record. The transcript is spliced from 3 exons.